GAAACCCUAGUGACCAUUUCCUACUGCGAUCAGCUGCACCACAUCGGCGGAGCAACGCACGCAUCGGCGGCAGCAGAGGAGAACAACCAUGGUGCACGUCUCGUUUUAUCGCAACUUGUUGUUAAACACGACCCUGUUACAGAUGGGAAGACAUUCAAGAAGCCUAGACGUCCAUAUGAGAAGGAAAGGCUCGAUGCUGAGCUCAAGCUUGUUGGAGAAUAUGGUCUGAGGUGCAAGAGGGAGCUUUGGAGGGUUCAAUAUGCUCUGAGCCGUAUUAGGAACAAUGCUAGGAAUCUUCUGACUCUCGAUGAGAAGGAUCCUCGCCGUAUUUUCGAGGGUGAGGCACUCUUGAGGAGGAUGAAUAGAUAUGGCCUGCUGGACGAGAGCCAGAACAAGCUCGAUUAUGUCCUUGCUCUCACUGUGGAGAACUUCCUCGAGCGCCGUCUCCAGACGCUCGUGUUCAAGGCCGGCAUGGCCAAGUCCAUUCACCAUGCUAGAGUUCUCAUCAGGCAAAGGCAUAUCAGGGUGGGGAGGCAGGUAGUGAACGUGCCUUCAUUCAUGGUGAGAGUUGACUCACAGAAGCACAUUGACUUCUCUCUCACGAGUCCCUUUGGUGGUGGUCGUGCUGGAAGAGUGAAGAGAAAGAACCUAAAGGCGGCAGCAAAGAAAGCCUCUGGUGGUGAUGGAGAUGAGGAAGACGAAGAGUGAGCUCUCAAGUCAGAGCUUUUUUUAUUUAGUUACUUUUGCUACUGUACUCGUUUAAGAAGAAAAACAGUGUUUUGAGUUUCUGUUUCUUGCAGUUAUGUUUAUGUUGUGACAUUGUUUUAUUUAAGACUUGGUGGUUUGGCCUUUUUUGGCUUGUUCUUUUUUCGACUGUCGGUUUUGAGUUUUGACAUUAAUAUCAAAAUUGGAUAUUUUUAUUCUUAUCA
Molecule: messenger RNA, 929 nt
Organism: Striga asiatica
Lineage: Eukaryota; Viridiplantae; Streptophyta; Magnoliopsida; Lamiales; Orobanchaceae
Source: the annotation of a GenBank genome assembly